GCAAAUGUUGUCGAUAGCAACUAGUGCUUGUGGAAACUCGGAAUUAUUAGCAUAUAUCUGAAAUUUUGAAUUCUUAGAACAAGGUUUGUUUUGAUUGUUGCUCCAAUAUUUGUAUAAUGUUUUGAUGUGAACAAUAAAAUGGCUAUUGCUAGACCGGAUGAGGUCUACCACUUUGCAAAUAAUCUGCCGUUAGAAGUUUCCUACAUAAAUACUCAAACCUACUCCAAAUGUAGUUCUUACGACAUCAAACUUAUUGCGCAAGGAUAUGUUUGGCAUCAAAUAGUGAUUCAGCACAAUGGGAAAUUUCGUGGACGGGAUGGCAUGUCAGAAAUCUUAGAAGCUAUUUUUGAAACGGUUGAGGGAGAAGAACUUUUCCCUAUAGCAUAUCGGCGUGGUGCAAAAGAAGAUCGUUUCCUCGUGCGACAGUGUAAAGCGGCUAUUAAUAAACUGUUUGAAAAUAAUCUUCGUAUCCAGCUUUCUGAUGCUUCUUUUGUACAGCUUCAAGUUAAAUUUAAUGUAGGUGAUUUUAAGUUUGGUCAAAUAUCACCACAUGCUAAGCUUACUGAAGCACUUAACCGACUCUAUACUUGCAUGGAACGCAUAAAUGGCGUUGAUGGUAUAUUGAAUUUAUGCCGAUUUAAUACUCAUCCAGAAUUUUUUGACUUAUAUGUUAAUUUGGGUAAUCGUGCUGUGCUUGAGGCUAUUUGCAAUUUAAUCUAUCGCAAUGAUGAGAAAUUUCGCUUAGUGAAUGGGCUAAUCCUAAGCGAUAAUGGUAUCACCACUGUAGCACCUUUGACAGUUUUUGCUGGUGUUGAAUUUGUAGUUUUGGAUUUAAGAAAAAACAAGAUUAUUUCGUCAUCUCGAAUAAGCCGCGAUUUAAGCGAAGUGAAAGCAGAUGAAUUAUUUCUAGCUGGUAAUCCGAUCACGAAUGACAGGAACUAUCCCGAGUGCCUACGACCUAUACAAAAAAAUUUUAAGUUAAUAGAUGGAAUACCGGUUGAGAAUUUGUCGAAAGACUAUUCGCCUUUGGACUGCGAAGAAGACAUAAAUACGGACGGAUAUCGAAUAGAUCAGAAUAAUAAGAACGAUAUUAAUUUAUUCCAAAACAGUAAUGAUUGGCAUGCUAUAGUGAUACCUGAUUCGGGACCAGAAUUUACCAAACAUGAAAUUUUGGACUAUUUUUUUAUCACUGUUUCACAAAAAUUAACUGAUAUAUAUCCAUGUUAUUAUAAGUUUUCAUCUGGUGAACAUCAGUUUCUUUUGCGACAAUGCUUUGAUCAGCUGAAAUACUUAGUUGACGUUUGUAAAAUGGAAAUAAAUGUUCCACGCUUGGCUUCCACUUCUGAUAAACAUGCAGCGCUUUCUGAAAUUCAAAUAGAUAAGAUUGUUAAGUACUAUAUGCUUAUGAAUAUUAGACCGUACAAACGAGGACAAAUAGAACCCAUGGAAUGUAUUGAUAAAGCCCUCACUCGUCGUUACAAUGGAAUAAAUAGCCUGCUUAAUUUGGAUAAUUUUCAAAGUGUAGAAGGUUUGGAAAAUAUUGUUAUUAAUUUAAGCUCGCCUAAAAUUUUGACACGAGUUCUUAUGCAAGCAUCUCGUAAACUUCUUUGUAGUUGUGUGGAACUGCGUUUGGCACACAAUAAAAUCACAAAUGUGUCAAAUGUGUCAAAAGUUUUAAAUAUAAUGAGCAACUUAAAUGCUAUAGAUUUAGGCAACAAUUGGAUCUUAGAUUUAGAAGACGUUAAAGAGCUUUCUGCGCUUGGAUUGAAAUCUUUACGCUUGGACGGUAACCCUUUGUGCAGUCAAUAUUCGUACGCUGGUGAAUAUAUAAAAGCUGUUAGAAGACAUUUUCCGGAGCUCACAAAAUUGGACAACAUUGAAAUAAAGAAUAAAGGUAUUAUAAACGUCCAGAAGAACUUUUUGUGCGAUGUUAGAGGGUACGAUUUUGUUAAUGAAUUUGUACCACGGUUUUUCAAGUGUUUUGAUUCACACGAUCGUCAAAGUUUGAAGGAAUUAUAUCAUCAGAGCGCAAUUUUCACUCUUUCAUUUAAUUAUAUCGUUGCUCAAAUGACUUCGCAAAAUUUUAAGCGCAUAUCUAAAUAUCGUGAAAAUAGCAGAAACAUAUUGAAACUUUCUGAUCUUUCUCGAGCACACACAAGUAUACAUCUAGGUGCUGAUCAAAUCAUGCAAGUUUUCUUCCAACUACCUAGCAUGAGACAUGACAUGUUGACCUUCAGUACUGAUACAAUGAUGUACAAUGAAAACAUGAUAGUAAUAACAAUCAAUGGUGUAUUUUAUGAUCAAGCUCCAAGUAUAGUGGACAACGACAUCUUGAUGUCAUUUACUCGAACAUUUGUGCUUAUACCGGUGGAGACCAAGCUUGGUAUACUGACCAGGGCUAUCAAGUAUCAAAUUGUCAAUGAACAAUUAAGUAUAUAUAAUCCCACAGCUCAACAGAUCAAAAAUGCAUUCAAAUAUUUUAAGACUGAAUGCCAAGACGACUGCGAUGAAGCGACAAUAUCAGAUAAGGAGGCUUUAAUAAUAAUGUUCCAAGAAGUUACAAACCUUAAAUCAGUGUGGUGUACACGCUUUUUGGAUGAUGCAAAAUGGAAUUUUAAAAAGUCUCUGUUACUUUUCUUAGAUUUUUGUAACAAAAAAAAAAUACCAGACACUGCAUUUAAUUAAGUUUCAAUUUUCCUAAUAAUUUCAUACAAUAUUGUAAAAUUUAAAGAAUUCUGUGUAACAAUUUAAAAUGAAUAUUAAUAUAUAAUAUAUUAAUUAUUUAA
This is a messenger RNA of Zeugodacus cucurbitae (melon fly), 2786 nucleotides long. It is a transcript of the gene nxf2, whose product is annotated as nuclear RNA export factor 2. Gene Ontology annotation, molecular function: protein binding; RNA binding. The record is from RefSeq and is a predicted model, not a curated record. The transcript is spliced from 13 exons. Gene Ontology annotation, biological process: poly(A)+ mRNA export from nucleus. Gene Ontology annotation, cellular component: nucleus. Bases 139 to 2685 code for a protein of 848 amino acids. Lineage: Eukaryota; Metazoa; Arthropoda; Insecta; Diptera; Tephritidae.